Paramacrobiotus metropolitanus is the source of this 3661-nucleotide messenger RNA. Its product is annotated as cAMP and cAMP-inhibited cGMP 3',5'-cyclic phosphodiesterase 10A-like. Lineage: Eukaryota; Metazoa; Tardigrada; Eutardigrada; Parachela; Macrobiotidae. The record is from RefSeq and is a predicted model, not a curated record. Gene Ontology annotation, biological process: negative regulation of receptor guanylyl cyclase signaling pathway; signal transduction. Gene Ontology annotation, molecular function: 3',5'-cGMP-stimulated cyclic-nucleotide phosphodiesterase activity. The transcript is spliced from 6 exons. The coding region runs from base 264 to 3419 and encodes 1051 amino acids.
AAUGAACGCCACAUAAUCAGAAAGCUAAGAAACCACCGAUCCUCCAACUGGAGGAUCAUUUCACCACAUAUAAUAAUGAUCAAUGACACAUUAAAGGCACGGCUAUGGUUAAGUGGCUAAGGAAAAGCAGUUCUUGCUGAAAAUUCAUGUUUCAUGUUCUGCCAAAAGAAGCAUCCCUCACGCGUUGGACACAGUUAGAAUUGGGCGUUAACCACAUCACUUGCACCGAGUGAGCUCCAUUACAGUGCUAGCUAAUUUCCGCUAUGGCAUCUCCCGUUCCUUCAGCUUCAUCCUUCCAUACUCCUUCCAAUAAUAAUCUCCCCAAACAUCCCGUGACACCGCUAGCCGACCCGGCGGCCGCCAAGCUCCGCGCCCAACGCAAGCAGGAGCGUGCCGCAGCCAAGCGCCGUCCGGACAAUGUGGUUGACGCGGGCACCGCUGUAAAUUUCGACGACGCCCCGCAGACAGAGACCAACGAGAGCGUCCACACCGAUCUGUGCAGCGAUGACCUGAAGAUUGCUCUGCAGUACUAUGCACGCCAUAACAAGCAGUUUCUGAUGGAUGUCUUUGUUAAGCACUUUACUGAGACCGAGUUGGAAUACUUCUUCCAGGAGCUGCACAGCUUCGAGAAUGAACGAGUCAAGAUGGAACAGGCCUUUACCAGUCAUGGACGGUGGAGUUUUGACGAUCUGAACCAGAGGUUUAUCGGGAUACCGGCCACCAAUAUGAAAAAGUACCCCUCGGAAACCUUUCAAACGGAUCCGUACCGAUAUAAAUUACUAGGCGAAGAGUUACCCGAAAACGUGACGAGCGAAUCCACCGAGAAGAAAUCUCAACCCGCUACGCCCCACCUGUACGGUAAAUGGCAUAAGUCAAAAACCUCCGCUGUCAAAGAAUACAUUCGCGUCGGCGACAUCCGCCUGUAUGAACGUUUACUAGAGAAUUUAACAGCUGACUGCACAGCAACCCAUCUGUUUAAUAAAAAGAAGGUCAAACUCAAGCCCAAAGCCAAACAUACGCCCUGUGUGUUGAAAGAAGAUCCGGCGUCGAGAGAAUCGAUUCUCGUCCACCCCGGCACGAAGCAUGUCUUUACCCCACCGUCUACUAGAAAGAUUCCUCGGGAUGUAGAGACCGUAGAGGUGUGUGAUCCCGCAGCCCCAGCAGCGUACUUUCCGGAUCACUCAGAUCUAGCGGUGCUGUAUGAGUAUGUAGAAAAUUACAGGGAGCUCAUGUGGGCGGACGAAGCCGCAGUGUAUGUGCUGGACCCGAUGAGCAAGUGUCUAACAAAGGUCAUCAACGAGUCGCCCGUUAAGGUAGUGAAUAAAGAUGCGCGGCAUCCCACAAUGGCUGCGUUGCAGAGUGAUCGCUGCAUCGUAUCAAAUCAUGUUGACCAUGAUCUGAGAUACUCUAUUUUGACUGGUGACGAUACCACAUCCGACGUUAAACAUAUUAUGGCCAUUCCGUUUCACGACACCAACGGCGCCGGUCGCGGCGUUAUCGAAUUCAAACGCACUCUGCGCUUCCCGGCACCAUUUACGGAAGCCGCCCUCCACUCUGCCACCGAGGACCUCCACCAUUUUGCCUACAUGCUGUAUAAAGCCGCUGACUAUCGUCGCGAGCUGAAUGUCUACCGGGUCCUCGGAAAACGGUUUCAUGAACUUUUCGUUAAACCCAACAAUCUCGAUCACAUUAUCUACCGCUUUAUGAUUCUCGUGAAAAGCCUAUUGAAUCCCGCGCGAGUCCACCUAUUCCGGGUAGACACUGACCGGAAAUAUGCCGUUGCAUCCGCGUACGAUACCGGGAGGAUGUCUCACUACGGCUACCACUUUGACUACUCCCGGACCAUCAGAAUUCCGGUCUGUGCGACCUUUGUCUUCGACUUAGUGCAGCUGCGACAGCCGAUGAACGUCAAGCAUCCUAGUGAUGCGUCGAUCGCCGGACAAGGUUUAGAGGCAUACCUUCCGGGCCCACCGAUCACCAGUCUCCUGGCGAUGCCAUUCACCGAUGACCUGGAAAACAAACUAUGUGAGUUCAUUCUUUUGAUAAACGACCCCGGGAAUAACGGUUUCUCUGCAUCCGAUGAACACAUUCUCAGCGCGCUGCUGACUUUUUUCGUGUCCGCUAUCGGGACAUUAUCGUACCGCUACCGGGUACAGGCCACAUCGCGACCGCUAAGGGCCGAGGGGGACUUAUUCUGCCGACUGAGCAUCGAAAGCCUCGACGAUGUCGAGGAUCUUCUGCGAAUGUGCCAGGGAAACUUUUCAGUGCCGUCAGAGUUCUACACGCAUGAUUUUUACUGUAAGGCAUAUUUGGAAGAUAAUUUGAAACUGCCGUAUUUGUUCAUGAUGAUGGUGGAGGAUCUGUUUGGAAACGACGCUUUUGACCAGCGGAAGUUGGCGGCUUUUACGUUGGCAGUGCGCGAAGGCUAUCGGAGUGUCCGCUACCAUGGAUGGCAUCACGGGAUCAGCGUAGCACACACAAUGUUCGUGAUGCUGCGCGAUAACCGUGACCAUUUCACGGAUCUCGAGCGGAAGUCUUUAAUGGUCGCCACCCUUUGUCACGACCUCGAUCAUUUGGGCUUCAAUAACGCCUUUGCCAAGAAGUUCAUUUCUCCGUUGGAGAAACUGUAUCCGGCCUCACAGAUGGAGAACCACCACAUCCGCGAGACAUUCCGUAUCCUGUCCAUUAUUAACUGCGACAUCUUCCAUAACUGGUCGGAAGCGGACAAAUCCGCCGUUGCCGUCAUGAUCAAAGAGGCCAUCCUGGCCACGGAUCUAGCGCUGUAUUUUGCCGGGAAACGCUCUUUCGAAGCCAUGCUGGACAACGAUGAGAUUCGCCUAGACAACGGCGACCACCGACGGCGGCUGAUGAAUAUCCUGAUGAACGCCUGCGACCUGACGGCGUCCACCAAACCCUGGGGGUACCAGGCCGAGUGCACUCGGGAUCUGUACGAUGAAUUCUACACCCAAGGCGACAUUGAGAAACGCUACGGCGAGCCACCCAUCCCAAUGUUGGAUCGGGAUAACGAAGGCAACCUGGCCCGGGAGCAAGUUGGAUUUUUGCGGUACGUGUGCAUGCCGUUGUAUGCGCUAGUUAGCCGCAUACUGCCCAGUACGCAGUGUCUGGUGGACAGCUGCGUGGUCAACAUGAUGCACUGGGAACAGGAGGUCAUCAAGGCGGAGGAAGCCCAAACGGAGAAGCUCGCUGUGGGAACCCAUGAGCGCGCUAAUGAGGUUGAGCAUCUGGAUCCCAGUGAUGUGGUUAUGGGAGGAAAAGCGAAGCGGCCUCGCACCCCGCGCUCGGGAGCUAGUGAUGUGGAUACUCGGGACAAGCAUGGAAGGGGGCUAGCAAAAUCACCCAAACCAAAAGCGGGAAAAGUGGAUGACAAGGCUACCAGAGCAAAAGCGAAUGCGAUGUAACGGAUCGUAUACUUCGAAAUACAGUAAGAUGUUUCGUUUACCAUAGGAAGUUUUUGGCUAUAAACUCUGUUCAGUGCUCUGUAGAGUUGAGCAAUAUCCUAAACAACACUCAAAAGUAUUGUACCCGGUUGUCCUCUGUCCUCAGUGUAGUUUACGUUGUUAAUGUACAGUAACACUAUACAGUAUGAAAGAUGGUUGUCAUCCACAUUCAGUUUUCUGCAAGAAAUGUUAAACCGAAGCUG